GGCAAUUGUUUUAAAAAUGCCAUCCCAAAAAGAAUUGGUGUCUUCUGUAAAAGAAAUCCUUAAAACUGCAGAUUUAGACAACCUUUCAGCAAAGCAAGUUAGGAAACAGCUAGAGAAGGACUAUGGGUGUGAUUUGACAGAACACAAGAAGUUUAUUGAUAAGACUAUCAUGGAACUGAUAGAUGAGAUGGAAUCGGGCAGUGAGGAAGAGAAAGAACCAGAAAUUAACAAGCGUGCCCCAUCUCCUCAACCAGAAAAGAAUCACAAGAAAACCAAACAGACACAAAGUUCUGACGAUGAUUCAGUGUCAUCAGGCUCGGAUACUGAACUCGAAACUACUGCCCCCAAAAGACCGGUCUCCAAGACCCCCGCCAAAAAACGUGGCAAAACAGCAAAUUCGAAUGAUGUUUCGAGUUUUGCACAAACGUCAAAUCGUGCAUGUAAAAAGAUCAACAACCGAGGUUCAAAAACAGAUGUGAGGGUGUCACCCGAAUUGGCAAAGAUUAUUGGAGCAGAAGUUUUACCUAUGUCAGAAAUAAGUCUCCGACUUCAUCAGGAAGCUCUGUCACGGCAAUUGCACGAGGGUUACGACAGAAUGUAUAUCGUCUGUGACGAAGACUUCAAAGCAGUUUUCGGUCAAGACAGAAUUAGGGUUUCCACACUGACAAAUCACUGUAAAAAACACAUCUUCAAGAUUGAGAAGGAGAAAACCGCCAAGGAUAAGUCCCGAUCAAAAAAUUCGAUGUAUAGCAAGAAGUUGUGGCUGAGUCCCACUCUAUCAGAUGUUAUUGGAUAUAACUAUAUGUCAAGACAUACGGUGGUUAAAGAGAUGUGGGCAUUGAUAAAAGCUCGAGGUUUACAAGACCCCAAGAAUAAGAAGUUUAUGUUGGUAGAGGAGGAUAUGAUGCCUAUCUUUAAAACUAAAAGAAUUCAGACUUUCGGAAUGAUGAAGUACCUGUCGGGGCACAUGUGCGCAGAGGAGAACGAGUUUGAGUACUCACGCGAGUACCCAGAGUACAAUCCCCCGGAAGAAGCCCCCAGUAACGGCUCCACUGAGGGAUCAUAGCGGGAGCAGAGGAGCUGGCGCGCGGUAACACGCAGUAACACGUGCGCGGUUACACGUGGUAACACGCGCGCGGUAACACGCGGUAACACGCGCGCGGUAACACUUGCUCGUGCGGUAGCAGCACACUCGUUUGUGUGGUGAUGGUGUGCUCGGUACUGUUCUGUAGACUGAUCAGGUUGUUGUUGUUAGGUCAGGUUGUGGAGUUGAUGGAUUGGUCCAGGAUGAAGUUGGAUGUUUGGGGGAUCAUCGUCAGUCGCCAUUUCUCCACGAGAUUUCAGAUUUAUAUACCCUUUGAGAAGGAUAAUGUCAUUGAGUUUACAUUUUAUAGAACAUUUGUUUCGGUAUCUUUCGCUAUUUAUACGAUAAAUACCACAAAGUAGAAAAUGGCGAUGAUCCCUCGUGUUACAGACUGAGAAAGGCUAGGAUACAGUCGGUUGUAGUUACUUUCGUAGCACCAGGCCGUUGUUUCCUCUCAGUGGCCAUUGAGCUAUAUUAUCAGUGCUGAUUUAAUGUUGGGAUAAUAUGUUUUAAAGUAUUAUAUUUAUAAGUUGAUUAUUCAAAAAUAUGAGACAUGAUCACAGGAUGUGUGCUUUAAUCCAAGAUUAUAUUUUUAGUUUAUUCCCUCACUUAGAAAUGACAUUUCUUGAUCUAUUUUAGAAUUGGAAGCAUUACACGGUACGUCCUUUCUUGGUUGCUUUAUAUCGAAGCCUUGCUGCAAAAACUAUCUACAUAAUAUGUAACUAUCUUUUCGGGCUCAUUUGUUCAAUUUUUGCACUAAAUUCAAAUCGUCUGUGUCCAACAGAGCCUCUAAAGUAAGGGAAUCUACUAUCAGCUAUUGUAUACAUUCAUUUUAUCAGUUUUCAAGGGAGGUUAAUUUAUCGAACCCCUUGGGAAGCGACAUAAAGUUUAGUUAAAAAACUGGAAUAAAUAACUAAAAUCCAUGUAUUAGCAUAUUAUUUGUUGAUCUAUAAAUUAUUCUAAAUAGUUUAUUCGGCCUUCUUAACUCGUAAUUUGCAAUUGUAAAGAUAAUUAAAAGGGUUAAGAUAAAAUUUACAGAAGAUUCAGAUUUUUCGCGACGGAACGCUGUUUCCUGAUAUUUGUUCCGCUCAAACAAAGAAAGCUGCUUUUUUGAGUUUUUGUUCUUUGUUUACUCAAAUUAAUCUUUGGCUUUUGAAUAACAUGAGUGUUAUGCUGUAGAAUAUAACUUAAAGUCAAUGCUAUAGGGGGUAUAAACGUAAUUUGAAUCAUGAUAAUUUUAAAUGUUACAUUUUAGUCAAUUCCAGUUGAUGACUUUUUGAGGGAAGCGUAACAUAAUUUUAUAGGUUUUAAUAUUGAAAUUAAGUUAAAUAGUGAAACGCCAUGAUAGGUAAUUGGUACAAAAUUUGAUCAGAAAAAUUGUUCUGGCAGUACUAGGUCUCUUACAACUUUAGGAUAGCAGGUAUGAACAUGCCAGACGAUUAUUAUUUGUAUUAUAUUAUUUAAAUCUGUUUUUCA
Bolinopsis microptera is the source of this 2560-nucleotide messenger RNA. RefSeq lists its product as uncharacterized. The coding region runs from base 17 to 1066 and encodes 349 amino acids. The transcript is spliced from 12 exons. Lineage: Eukaryota; Metazoa; Ctenophora; Tentaculata; Lobata; Bolinopsidae. Gene Ontology annotation, cellular component: nucleus. The record is from RefSeq and is a predicted model, not a curated record.